AUAUUAUGCACGUUACACUGGAUGAGAGAACAGCUUUAAACAGCCAUGUGGACACAUUUCAUAAAGCCAGUCAGUUGGUAUGUCUAUUUAUAGGCUAACUGGAAUAGAACUCGGAAGAGUUACAACAGGGCAAUACAAGAUCUGAGAAUGGACACAUGGUAGACCGUUUUAUAUGCCACUCCGCGGAGAGAGGGACACAGAAAUAAGACAAAUACUGGGUUGGCUUUAGAAGAUCAAGAUGCCUACGAGCCAAAGUCGAUCCAGGGCGAGGGAUCGUAACAACGUCCUGAACAGACCCGAGUUCAUGUCCCUUCACCAGCCUUUGAGGACUCCUGCCGCUGAGGCUCGUGGUUACGCUCGAAGGCCGUCGUACAAACACCAGCAAUAUCAACACCAAAGCAGCGAAAAUGCACAGCAGGAGCCGGUCGAAAAUAAUAAAGAAAGAAAAGAGUUUCCGGAGGAAGACUGCAUGCAGCUUAACCCGUCAUUCAAAGGAAUAGCGAUGAACUCUCUUUUGGCUAUAGAUAUCUGUAUGUCUAAGCGACUUGGUGUAUGUGCACAUACGACGUCGUCUUGGGGCAGCAUGCGCUCUAUGGUUAAGUUGCUCGCGCUCACUGGCCAUGGCAUCCCUUGGAUUUUCGGCACAAUCGUGUGUCUCACGAGAAGCAACACGUUGGCGGGACAGGAGGUCUUGGUUAAUUUGCUGCUUGCUCUUCUGUUGGAUGUGAUGACUGUGGCAGGCAUGCAAAAGCUAGUGAAGCGCAAAGGACCCUGGGAAAUGCCACCCAGUUUCCUUGACUACCUGGUCAUGGACGUCUAUUCCUUUCCAGCAGCCCACGCGAGCCGGGCAGCCAUGGUGUCAAAGUUCUUGUUAGCACACUUGGUGCUUGCUGUCCCACUGCGCAUUCUUUUGGUGCUCUGGGCUGUGCUGAUGGGCAUGUCCCGUGUGCUGCUGGGCCGCCACCACCUUACAGAUGUCGGAUGCGGCUUCGCUUUGGGAUUCCUCCAUUACAGUCUGGUGGAGAUGGUGUGGUUGUCUUCCAGCACAUGUCAGACGCUUAUCUCCAUUGGGACACUCAAUUGGAACCCACUCUACUGAUCAAUGCAUGAUAGCUGCAGCCACUGAAAUUUUUCAGUCAGCUCUGCAUAUCCUUUACAGUUAAAGGGGAAUGCAUAUGCACAUAUUCAAAGAGUCUUAGGUGUUUGUAAAGCCUAAAUUUUAAAUUUUAUCCAUUUCUCUCAAAGCUGUGUAACAUUAAAGAGAAACACACAAGUGGACAUUUGAUGUAAACAUGGCAAUACUCACACCUUGAAUUCUACUCAUUGUUAAAAGCCA
Molecule: messenger RNA, 1336 nt
Organism: Electrophorus electricus (electric eel)
Lineage: Eukaryota; Metazoa; Chordata; Actinopteri; Gymnotiformes; Gymnotidae
Gene: plpp7a
Product: phospholipid phosphatase 7a (inactive)
Cellular component (GO): nuclear envelope
Molecular function (GO): sphingosine-1-phosphate phosphatase activity
Source: RefSeq, a predicted model, not a curated record